Messenger RNA from Procambarus clarkii (red swamp crayfish), 5368 nucleotides. Its product is annotated as progestin and adipoQ receptor family member 4. NCBI's taxonomy places the organism in Eukaryota, Metazoa, Arthropoda, Malacostraca, Decapoda, Cambaridae. The record is from RefSeq and is a predicted model, not a curated record. Gene Ontology annotation, cellular component: membrane. Gene Ontology annotation, molecular function: signaling receptor activity.
CUCUGGCAGCCGCGUCCGGCCUCACUCCCGCAGUCUCCCGCCCCGCGCACGCGACCACACUCACGCUCCCUCCUCUCCUCUCUCCUCUCUCUCUCUCUCUCACUCUCUCACUCUCCCCGAGCCUCUCGCACCCCGCUCUACGGCUCACAAUAUUGUGUGUUAAUGUGCAAAGUGUGACCAGUCGUCCACCUCCCCCCGCCCCCCCCUCGAGACCCACAAUUGGGGAAAAAUGUCAGGAAAAGGUUUGGGCGCGGUGAGCGGCGGCGGCGACGACGGCGGGGUUGCCGACGCCGCCAGUGUCCUCACACAAAGAACACUACCCGACACUAGCGAGCAGAACUGCUCCGCCCUGCACAAUGGUGUUGUUAUGUCCGGGGAGCCGCACGAGCCAGGCAACAGCAGCAGCAGCAGCCAGUGUUCCUUACACGUGUGGUCUAAGAAAGCGCUCCUGAGCAGGAAGGAGAUCCCGAAGCAUCUUCAGUUCAACCCUUACAUCGAGACGGGCUACCGGCCGCUGCUCUCCGCCUGGGGCUGCCUCAUGAGUCUCUUCUACUUCCACAACGAGACCAUCAACAUCAUCACUCACGGUGUGCCCAUGAUGUAUAUCCUGGUGUGGUGGCGGUCGUUGCUGCCGUGGGCGGACAUCACGGUGCCGGUGCUGCCGUGGACGCACCUCGUCUCCACCGUCAGUCCCUGGGUCGGCUCCACCAUCUACCACCUCUUCAUGAACCACCGCGCCGGCGAGUCCUGCUACAAGUCCCUCCUCCACCUCGACAUGUUCGGCAUCUGGAUCACUCAAAGCUUCGGAGCGCUGACGACGGUGUACGCGUCCGUGUCGUGUCUCAGCUCCGCCUGGAUAUGGAGGGUCCUGGCCGUCUACUGCUUCGUCUCACUCUGGUGCCUCUAUAAGGAUUUGUUGGCGGUGCUUGGUGGAUUCGUUGGGGCUCUGCGUGUGCCGGAGAAGUGGGUUCCGGGACGCCUGGACUUGCUGGCCAACUCUCACCACAUCAUGCACGUAGUGGUGGUGUAUGCUGUCUACCACCUGCACCAAGGCGCUGUGCUCGACUUGGUCUGGUUGUCAGGGAACACAACCUGUCUACUUGCUGAUGCCCAAAGUAUUCUGUAGAGAUUGUAUGGUGUUUUAUCAAAGUAUCAACCUGCACUCAUCUGCCAUAACACCCUCAUGCCAACACUUUUCUUAAAUUUGUUACAAAUGGUUGUCAAUGACAGUAUACAGAGUUUUUUGAAAUUUUAGAUAUGUUGAUGUUCUUGACAAAACAGUGAUUAUCUGUAACAUCAAAUAUUAAUGUCUGUAGUACCCUGUUAAAGGUUGAUAUUGAGUAUUUGAAACAAACUAAUAAAAUUAAUUUUUAAAAUAGUAAAAAAUUGAAAAUAUACUGUAUUUACUGAGCUUUUAGGUAAUAAAGGCUAUGAUCUGUAACCAUUUGCUUAAUUGAUGCACACAUUUAUCAUUUUCAUUAGAAAAGCUGCCAUUAUUAAAAUAUCCACCAUUUUGUUUGUAGAAUACAAUAUUAGAAAACAUAGACCAUUAUUAUUUAUUUUAAUUAGACAUUCGUAAUGUUGGUGGUUUCAUAUUCUUGUCAACUAUGUUAGUCCAGGGUUGUUUAGUCUAAGAUUCCACAAACCCAUAGUCACUAGUCCUUAAUGAAUCAUUCCUUAGGUCAACAGAAAUGUACACUGCAGAGUAAUUUAUCCAGAUAGCUCAUAUCAGUAAUGUAUUCUAUUAAAGCCCUAUUUAAAGCAACUUCAUCUGUCCAUUUAAACUAUCAGCUUUCUGGAUCUAUUGAUGCUGCAUAAUUAUAGGUUCCUCACUAGAAUAACUAGAAAGUAUUAUUUGGUCUCUCAUGCUUUCAGCAAAGAUAUUAUGUAAGAAGAUGCAUCACUCAGCAUUUCAUGUACAUAAUUUAUAGUACGCCAUUGUGCCAUCUUGCAGCAACAUUUUAAAUAAUGGUGGUAAGGUUUUAUUCCCACCACAGCACUAGAAACAGCAGUGACUAACAGGUGUAUUGUGGUAACGUACAGGAAUGUGUUAUUUCAGUUGAGAUAUUAGCAAAAGUAGUGGUGUUGAACAUUUUUAAUAGGCAAGGGGAAACUUGUGAAUGCACGCUUUCUCGCUUCUCCGAAAGGAUUGCCACGCUAGGUUCGUUGACUGUUGUAUAUAAACAGUUAAGCCUGACUUUGAUUAACAAGAAAUAGUGUCAUUCUUGUGAUGGCUUAAGAAUACAAUACUGUAUUGUAAUUAUUUUUGGAAUAUGGUAAAAUAGAGAAUGCAAAAUUUCUGGAAGUCAUGUCCAUAUUUUAUGCUAAAGAAAGCGAGAACAGAAUUGUAUGAGUCCUCUUAAUAAUGCCUAGUAAUUUGUCUUUUAGGCAGACACGAAGCACAAAGUUGUUGCAUAAACAAGAUAACUUUCACUGUAUUUCUCCCCUGACUGUAUUUCUUUCCUUAAUUUUUUUUCAUUUGUCAAUCCAUAUAUUAAAAAUAAAUAGCACAACCAUUAAGGCAUAACUAUAGGAAAGCGUUAGUAAGUGUGCAAGAACAGGACAAGGCAUCUGAACACUUGCUGAGCUUCAGGCAACUUGUUGCUCUGGUGCACAGGUAUCUGCACUUGACAUGUGUACUUCCAUGUACAGUACACAAAAUAAAUUUUUUGUUCGCUCAUUUUUGUUUUGGAAUAUAAAUUGCGGGUAUGUAAUUUGCUGUAUGCUUAGCCCAUAUAUAAGUUUGUGAAGCACUCAUGAUCUAACUUCUAAACUGACUUGAGAGUUUUUGUAAAUGAGAACCGAGUAAUUUGUGGACAUCCAAGAGUUGUGAUGUCAACAUCGUUUGAGUCAGCAGGGUUCUGUACCACAUGCCCUCCAUUGUAACACAAAUAAUUAUAAUAUAGUACAGUAUACAUAUUGCCAAAAUUACCUUCAGAUUAAAAAGAUGUGUGUGUGUACUUUCAGGUGAAAAAUUUACAUUGGUACUGAUUGAGAAUGAACUGUCAUUCUGUGUUUUAAGCUUUGCAAGUUAUUUGAUUGUGCUGCUUUACUUUAAAAUUCUGAGAUUGUGAAUAUCGUAUGGCAUAACAGCAAAGUCAAAACUUAAGACAUUGGAGCUUGCUCUGUAAGAAUUAUAUGGGAUAUGGGUAUUUUAUAUGUUAUCAGUAAACUAUGUAUAUUCACAAAUUCAAUUGUAAGGAUGAAAGUGGAUAUUUCAAAUGAUAGCACUAGGUGUGAAUAGGAAAAAAAAAUCCAUAAAUUUAGCAAAAUGUUGUUCUAGUUUGUCUUUAGGCACUUACUUUCAAAAUUAGAAAACCUUUAUCGUUUCCUGGAUUCUUUAACAGUUAGAAAACUGCCAUAAAUUUGAGAAAAUUCAAAGAAAACUUGAGACAUUCCACUGUAGAUGCUUAGAACAGAUAGUAUUCAUCACGCAAACUUCUCAAUUUGGCCUCUCACAUUAUAGAGAAUGCUUGAACAAAUACAGGUUGUUAGGCAAUAAUUUAAGUAAAGUGGCCUAAUAAUAAUAUAAUAUUAGAUUUACAAAAAAAAAUCUUACUCAUGGUCUAAUUACAAUGUUUGCACAGUUGCUACAGUAUUUAGAUUUUUUAAGCCACUAAUUAUUCAGUGUUUGAGGCGAGGCCUCCCAUACGCUGCCACCAUUAAAUUCAAUCACCUACUGUAAAUAAAUCAUGCCCUGCCUCUAUGGCAACACCAAGAGCACAGUUACACAGGCACCAAUGGUUAUAUGCCGAGCGGUGCAUCUUGCAAUGUAUAAUUUUUUCACACAGUACUAAGAUUCACUGACAAUUCAUUUACAUUACCAGUGACUUUAUAUACUUUGUAAUUCAUGUUGUUUUAAAAUGAACAAAAUGCACUUAAAAUAUUUUGAAAGUUAGUCAAGGUUACAUAACUAAAUAUUACUAGUCAAACUGUGUAAAUCAGGCACAAAACUCCUAAUUUUGAAUUCACUGAUAAUUCAUUUACAUUACCAGUGACUUUAUAUACUUUGUGAUGCAUGUUGUUUUUAAAUGAACAAAAUGCACUUAAAAUAUCUUGAAAGUUAGUUAAGGGUACAUAACUAAAUAUUACUAGUCAAACUGUAUCAAUCAGGCACAAAACUACAAAUUUUCUUAAUUUUGAUUAUCUAGAUCUUGACCUUUUAUUUCAAACAGGUGUUAUUGUACUUGAAUAUUCUAUGCAUGCAAAUCUGUUAUCUUUUGAUUCUGAAGAUACAGUAGUCAGUAUUUCAUAAAUUAGUUAAUUGUAAAAAUAAUGUUCUGAAGUAUAAUGUUAAUCAUCAUUAUAAUACAACUUGUGUUUAAGAUCAGUUUGUCAUCAUGCAUGUAUAAGGAAAACAUUCCUAUUAUAAUGAAAGCAUUUAAUUUGUCAAUAUUUUACACAUAGGGCCUAAAAACACAGUAUUUAGUCAGAUUUUUUAGGCUUAUAUACUAUAUUUCUUGUUCUAAAAUUUGAUUGUGUAAAUUUUGAGAAGCAAAAUCUUUGCUUUAAUCUGAACCUUAAUGUAUUUUCUAUGUUUUUGCUGCUGACAAAAGUGUUUGAAAACUAUAUAUAAAGUACAAUGUACUUUAAAUGAUUUAUUUUACUCUAUAAUUCUUAGUAUAAUACUUAUGAUUGAGUAAAUUUUCAACAUAAGGCCACUUAGCUCAGAGCUAGUGAUAGUCAUAAUGACCUUCCUCAUCCUAAAAAGUAGUACUGUACCUUACAUUAUUUGUUCAACUUUAGAUCAAUUGCUCAUAAAAUAUGCCAGUGAAAGCUAUUUUCAAUGAGCACAAUAAUACAGUAUUAAAUUAUUUUUAGCAUAAUGUAGUUUCAGUAUUGGAGUCCUCUGUAGCAUUUUGUUAAGGUAUCUGAAGAUGUAAGAUUUUACCAUUGCAGUUACAACCUUAUAUUGCAACAAAUAUCAUGCUGAUACAUUUGUUAUUAAUUAGAAUACCAUAUACUGUACAGUAUAUCAGUUUUCCCUGUCAUAUUUAGAGCAUUUUAUGUAUAUUAUUAUAGUAUAUUUGUCUUGAUAAGGAUUUGGGGAGUUUCUGAACCAUCUUUUUUUUUUUUUUAGCUGAUAUGGUUUAGUUUUUGAACAUUUUAAAUUUUGACAUCAAUUUUUCUUUUGUAGCUUAAAAUUUUAAUAAGUUAUUUGUUAAUUGCUAAGAAAUAUUAUCAGAUUUCAAGUGAACUCAAUUAUGCAGAAUUGAUGAAGGUAUUUUGAUGAUAAAAAUGAUAUGGCUGUCCUGUACUGAAGAACGUUAUACAACUCAAGCCAUGUAUUUAAUAACGUAAGUUUGUUAUUUAUCCAACACUUGUAUAUUGUGAUGCAUUUAUUACACUAGCAUAUUUGUUAAUUGUG